This is a messenger RNA of Plasmodium inui San Antonio 1, 3330 nucleotides long. RefSeq lists its product as hypothetical. Gene Ontology annotation, biological process: retrograde transport, endosome to Golgi; Golgi to vacuole transport; endocytic recycling. The record is from RefSeq and is a predicted model, not a curated record. Gene Ontology annotation, cellular component: GARP complex. The coding region runs from base 1 to 3330 and encodes 1109 amino acids. Lineage: Eukaryota; Apicomplexa; Aconoidasida; Haemosporida; Plasmodiidae. The transcript has a single exon. Gene Ontology annotation, molecular function: syntaxin binding.
AUGCAGUACGAGCGCGUACAGGCCCUGGUGAAGCAAUUCCAGGAGGACAAAUAUGUUCUGAGGGCCUAUGGGAAGAUAUACGCCCUGAACAGGUGCAAGGCGUACAGGAGCGUGCGCGUGGAGGACGUGGAGAGGCGGAGGCGCGCGAGGGGGGAAGGCAGUCCGGAUGAAGCGAGUGGGAAGGACCCUGAUGAAGGAAGCGGAAAACACGCCGCUGAACGAAGUGGAGAAGAAGACGCCAAACUUCAGGGCAUCAUCCAGAUCGUGAAUAAAACGCUAUACCACUACACAGAUGAGACGCUAAACCGAUUUAGCGAAAACGAUGAGCAAUUGGCGAAAUUAUACAGCCAGAUCGACCAGUGUAGCACACUAUGUCAGGAGGUAGACACGGUGCUAACUAACCACAAAAACGAACUCACAUACAUCUCAAGCGACAUUAACGAAAUACAGACCAUCACAGAGACGAUGACACACAAACUGAAAAAUAGGAGAGUCACUCUCGAGUUACUAAACACAUACAUUAAGAUCAUUUUAGUCACACCACAGUUAAUAUGUGAUAUCUGUAAUGGAAACAUAAAUGAGCAGUUUGUUGAAAACGUGAAGAUACUGACAAAGAAGUUGGAGAACUGUGAGCACUGCUUGUUUGACUCCUACCCGAGUAUUCGCUCCUCCUAUGUCGAAUUACAGAAAUUGAAGAAUAAAGCCAUCGAUCGAAUUCAUCGAUUUUUUCGUAACAGUAUUCACGAUAUAGAGAGUAAAAGGAGUAAUGUCCACUUCGUACAGCAACACUUAGGAAGGUUUUACGAGCUGAAUUCAUUUCUCUACAAUAACUGCAAAGAGGCGUACACUUAUCUGGUGAAGGAAUAUGUUACCAUUAUGAAUCGAACAUAUUACAACCUAUUCCGGAGCUACAUGCACGAUUUGGAGAAAAAGAAAGUCGAGUUCAAUGGAGAGUUGACUAUAGGUUGGACUGGCAACCACGUCGACUCCUCCACCGGGGGCAGUGACUUCCGCAUGGGGAGAAACGACCCGCUGAGUGACCCCUCCAACUGGCAGAGCAACCGAGCCAACUUCGCAAACCCGCACGGUGAAGGGACCACAUCACAGAGCGACUCUCUCGUACCGGGGAUAAACGCCAACCUCAGUCUUCUCUCCGCGAAGAAUAAAAUGAUGAACAUGCUGGGCUUCGGCUCCAAGGGGGGGGUGGCCUCCCAAGACAGGAAGGAAAGUCUCUUCCCGCUGAGCAAGCGGACCAGCGUUCUCCUAGACUUGGCCUACUACCCAGGGGGAGGGAGUGACAUCGGGGAAGCGGUCACUCUAGAGGCGGCCACUGAAGAAGCGGACACUGUAAAAGCGGACACUGCCGCCCUCCCCACUGCUGCCGCCUUACCCAUCAUCUUCACCACGGACAGCCGCCCACACUUCUUCGAGGCCAUCUACAAAUCCAUCAGCAAGCUCUUCGUAGACACAGGAACGGCGGAGUAUCUUUUCCUCUCAAACUUUUUCCGCAACUACGAGAAUCAUGACUUCUUGUUCCUCUACGUGUACGCGAAGACGCUGUCUCUUCACUUCGAUUUCCUCUAUUACUACCUCAGCGAGACCUUCGACUUCAUUGCGCUCUUUUGCAUCUACAUGAUUAAUCUUAAUAACGGAUGCCUGACUAAACGGAGGGGUAUCGCCCCCUUGUAUGAAUUUAUCCAUCGGAUUCAGAACCUCAUUUGGAACAGAAUCGACUACAUCGUUAGUGAGAACGUCAGGUCGGUGACGGUUCACCAUGGGGAGACGAGCCGCAUGGAAAGAAGGCACAUCGAGAUGGCGGAGCAGCGCAACAUCCCCCUUAACCAUCCACACCAGAAAAGCAGCUUAUACAAUUUAUUCCACCUUAACAGUGCCCAGACGGGGAGUACAUACCUAAAUAGUGGCUGCCUCACUCCGUCCAAUGGGUAUGCACUGCACGGGGGCAGUAGUACUACUGUGAGGAGCACCCCUCCCAAUGGGGUCUUCACCACGUCGUCAGCAACCCAUUUGGGUCCGAUGGACCAGGGGGAAGCAGAAGAGGCAACCAUCACGCGAAUUGCUCCUCUACAAUGUGCCUCGUCUCAAGAGGGGAUUAGCCAAUGGAGCAGACAUACCCAAGGAGAUGGCGCUCCUCCGUACCGUCACGCACAUCCCGUAGUUAAACGAUUUUCAGACUUCUACUGCUCCCUAGUGGUUCUAACCAAACUAUCUCUCCAUUUAGAGAAAGAGCACCAUGUGAAAAUGUGUUGCGGGGUGGUCUCCUCCGGUGAGAGGGGAAGCCCACCAAAAAAGAAGACCCCCCCUUCUACCACCUUGGGGGCUCACUCCAGGGAAGAGAUGUCAAAUAGGGGAGAACCCCUCCCAGGAGACCAGCGUACAGGCAAAGGAGCCAAUUCGAGUGACAGUCCAAACGGGAGUGACAACCCGGGUGGUGACCUGCAAGAAGCGAAACGAAACAUAAACGUGAAAAGCAGAAGUGAUGAGACGGAUAGCCCAAUUGGGUUAACUGACGGUGGGGGGGAACGCACGAUGAAGGAAUGCAACGAGGGGAAAGAAGGACAUGACCCGGAACGGACGCCGAAGCAAUGCGAGGAGAGUAAACAGGGAGAAGACCCGGAACACUCACGGAAGGAAUCCGCCAAAACAGCUCAGCAAACGAAAGGAGAUCAGGAUCACCCCAUUGAAAAAAAAUACAGCCACCUAAAUGAUCUCAUCGGAAGGUUAGAAGAAAACAUAAUAGACGUUUUAGCCGUCCAUAAGAACCAGUUUCCACACACUAGGGAUCAGCUCCUCUUUCUUAUUAAUAACUAUUGCCACAUGAUACACGUCAUGAGGAACAACAGAAUUGAAGAAGACAAGAUCGACCGCUUCGACCAACUGUUAAAGAAAGAAAUGAAUGCGUACGUAGAAUUCCAGCUGAACCACUAUGCGACGGAUUUGAUUCUGUUUGUCUCUAAGCAUGAACAGAUAGUAGACAAGUUAAAGAAAGAUGGCUACUGUCCCAGUGAUUUCACAUCUGAAGUAGAUGCAAAAUUAAUGGAAUCUGUGGCAAUUCAGUUUACCAAAAAUUGGAAAGACCUUUUUAAAAACAUCAAACAAGAAGUUACCCUCUCCUUUCCCCACACGGACACUUCCGCACAAAUACUAAAAAUGCUGAACACACAGAUUCUGUUAUACUUCACUAGAUUCCAUCAGCUGCUCAAGGGGUUCUUCGCUCGCGUCCAGCCACCCCCCUGCGUUGAGAGCCUGCCCUCCGUUGAUGUCGUCCUCGUGCAGAUUAAGAAGGACGCAAAGGGGGGGAUAAACCCGUAG